Messenger RNA from Toxorhynchites rutilus septentrionalis, 1652 nucleotides. RefSeq lists its product as uncharacterized. The coding region runs from base 397 to 1470 and encodes 357 amino acids. Gene Ontology annotation, cellular component: extracellular matrix. The transcript has 4 exons. The record is from RefSeq and is a predicted model, not a curated record. NCBI's taxonomy places the organism in Eukaryota, Metazoa, Arthropoda, Insecta, Diptera, Culicidae.
GACACUCACUCACUGCACUAGUCCGAGUACCUACCGCUUCAUCGCUUUUCAAGUUAGCGCCAGUGAAAACUACAAUCUUGAUCUUGGCCGCUUUGGUAUCGCUUAAGCGUCGGGCGUUCGUUGGGCGGACUUGGUAUAUAAGCGUGAAAUGAAGAUGAACGCUGCUUGAAAAGUGUGGAGACCUUCGAAUCGCGCGGAACUUUGGCGACUGUACACCAGCAGUAAGGAUAGUGAAAAGUGUUGUGAACGCAAGCUGAGCGGAGAAAGAAGUUAAGAUACUGCAGUGCAGGUACUGUCAAAACUAGUGUCAGAAACAAACAUCAAAUAGUGGAUGCAGUGAUAAUUUAAUAAAAAUCUGGCUGUGAACGAUAUAAAUCAAUUACACACUGUGAGAAAAUGUUGCUCAAGGCACUAUUUCUCGCAUAUCUGUCAACCCUCGGCCCGGAGUCAGUGAAAGCCACCAAGGAUGCACUGUAUGCCUAUGCCCCGGAAUACGCACAUCCCUCGUACUCCUUCAGCUAUGGCGUGAAGGAUUUACAUAGCGGUGAUGUGAAAUCACAGUGGGAGACCCGUGAUGAUGGCGUCGUGAAAGGCCACUACAGCGUAGUGGAGCCGGACGGUUCGAUCAGGGAAGUUGAUUACACAGCUGAUUCGAAAACGGGAUUCAAUGCGGUGGUCAAAACGCAUGGUCCAAACGCUCACCCCGUCGCGGAUGAGGACGAUCACUAUCGGUACGAUGAACAUCACUCGCAGUCCAAAAUCAAUCACUUCAGCAAAAAUCAGGACCACAUCAUUCUGAGCUCUGACGUUCCGCACCACGAGAGACCCAUUGCUGAGAUCAGUGAAAAGAAAAGAGCAACUCCAACACUGCUUGAGUUGAAGCCACACGUUGAUUACGAAAAGGGCUAUCAAUCGGCGUAUGAUGACAAAGAGGAGUACUAUAAGCAUGAGGCCGAUUAUUCAAACGACCAUUUCCAGCCGAGCGUCCGCAUCGAGGAAGUGAGAGCUCCAGACCUUUCGAAACUCAAACCCAUAUCGCCUUCGGUUGAUUUCUCUACACUGGGAGAAGCAGAUUUGAGUCCAUACUACAAGAAGGAUGUGAUCUAUCAACCAUUCGCCCAGUAUAACAAUCAAGUGUCACACCCAGUGACUCUCCAGAAGGCCAAGUUCAUCGGCAUUCGUCAAUCGAACCAACCGAAAAAGAAUCUACUAAAGCCUUUCACCACACCCGGAUUGAAACACUUUUCAACGCCAAAGGUGUAUCAGCUGAAGGCCCGCGGUGGCCCUCCUCGGCCAGAUUAUUCCAGCUAUUUCCAGCCUCCGGUGGUGCUUGGCAAACGCCAGGCAAAAACUGGCCCCGUAUUGUUCUCUAGCUCAGCACAAACGGCUGCUUCCGAAAAAAUAGUUCAAACGUUACUCAAACAACAAACGCAUCAACGGGUUCCUGUUUAUGCCAACAAAUACUCGUAAUUUUUGACGGGUAUCCCAUCGUAUUGUGCAAUAUUGGAUAGAAUGGUAAUUCUUCCUGAACUACGGCACGUAGGUUAAGAAAAAUCUGUACGUGAGAAAUGUUCUCGUUAUUUAUGCAUCACGUGUUAUUUGUUGAAGUGAUCGUACUACUUAGUUUAUAGUUUAGGGUAUAAGCAAAUCGC